Betta splendens (Siamese fighting fish) is the source of this 777-nucleotide messenger RNA. RefSeq names its product histone H1-like. The record is from RefSeq and is a predicted model, not a curated record. Gene Ontology annotation, biological process: nucleosome assembly. The transcript has a single exon. Gene Ontology annotation, cellular component: nucleosome. Bases 35 to 658 code for a protein of 207 amino acids. Gene Ontology annotation, molecular function: DNA binding; structural constituent of chromatin. Lineage: Eukaryota; Metazoa; Chordata; Actinopteri; Anabantiformes; Osphronemidae.
UCUAGUAUCGUGAGGAGGAAGCUACUUUGACAAAAUGGCAGAAGAAGCUCCAGCUCCAGCACCGGCCAAAGCCGCAAAAAAGAAGGCCACCAAACCCAAGAAGAGCGGCCCCAGCGUGCGCGAGCUGAUCGUUAAAGCCGUAUCCGAGUCCAAGGAGCGGACCGGCGUGUCCAUUGUCGCCCUGAAGAAGGCUCUGGCUGCCGGAGGCUACGACGUAGAGAAGAACAAUUCUCGGGUCAAGAUCGCUAUCAAGAACCUGGUCAGUAAAGAAAUCCUGAUCCAGACCAAGGGAACCGGCGCGUCCGGCUCCUUCAAGAUCAACAAGAAGACCGACACCAAGCCCAAGAAGACAGCGGCCAAGAAGCCAGCUCCCGCAGCCAAGAAGCCCGCAGCCGCUAAGAAGCCCAAAGCAGCGGCAGCAAAGAAGCCGGCGGCCGCUAAGAAGUCCCCGAAGAAGGCGAAGAAGCCCGCAGCGGCCAAGAAGGCGGCCAAGAGCCCGAAGAAGACGGCAAAGAGCCCGAAGAAGACGGCAAAGAGCCCCAAGAAGGCAGCAAAAAGCCCCAAGAAGGUGGUGAAGAAGGCCGCUGCUGCCAAGAAGGCUCCGGCCAAGAAGGCAGCGAAGCCCAAAGCCAAGAAGACCGCGGCCAAGAAGAAGUGAGCGGCUCGGUCCACAACUGUUCUGACACAAAGGCUCUUUUCAGAGCCAACACUUCAACUGGAGAGCAAAUCCUGUUCAACAGCGGGAAGACGCAGUAAAGCAGAGUGUGUUGUGACUUU